AUGUUGAAAGUUGAAACUUAUGAACUUGUAGCUUUGAAGUCUAAACAACCAUCCGGUUAUCAAAAACGUAAAAAGAGAAAACUAGAUGAAGAAAAGAGUAAGGUUGAUAUCAGUGCUUUAGAUAAGUUUAUCCACAGACAACAUGUUGAAGAACACAUUGAAGAGCAUGUUGAAGAGCACAUUGAAGAGCAUGUUGAAGAGCACAUUGAAGAGCAAGAGCAUGUAGAAGUAGAAGAGACAGAAGAGCAUGAGCCUAUUAAAGACCUUGUUGAUAUAUAUGAUCCAAGAAGGUGGGAAAAACUUAAUUUGGAUGAGAUUAAAAUUUUAGUUGAGAAAGGUCCUAAAAGAGAUAGUAGUAUUAUGUAUGGUCCCUAUGAUAAAUUUGGUAGACGAUUUUCUACAGCUUUGUAUAAAAGAACUUUAACAAAUUUGGAGAAGUGUGAUAGAGAAUGGCUAGUAUAUUCGAAAGAGCUAGACAGGGUAUUUUAUUUCUGUUGUAAAGUGUUUAGAAAAGGGAUUUCAAAAGGUAAAUUGGAUGGUGAAGGUUAUACAGAUUGGCACCAUGUUACCACUAGGGUUAAAGAACACGAAAUUUCAUUGGAUCAUCUUACAAAUAGGAAUAAGUGGUUUGACAUGCGUAAAAGAUUGAACUUGAACAAAACAAUUGAUAAAGUUCAACAUGAGCAAUUCAAGAAAGAAAGAGAUUACUGGAAACAAGUGCUUUUAAGAAUUAUUGCAGUAGUGAAGUUUCUUGCUAAACAUAAUUUAGCAUUCUGUGGAUCCAAUGGAAAGUUGUAUCAAAAAGGUAAUGGAAAUUUUUUGGGUGUCAUUGAAAUGUUGGAAGAGUUUGACCCGGUUAUCAAAGAGCAUGUGCGACGGAUCACAAAUGAAGGGCUUCAUGUGCAUUAUCUUGGCCACCUAAUCCAAAACGAACUAAUAUCUUUGCUAGCUGAAGAAAUUAAAAAAGAACUUAUCAAGAAGAUAAAGGAAGCAAAGUACUACUCAAUCAUACUUGAUUGUACUCCCGAUUCAAUUCACCAAGAACAAAUGACUAUAAUAGUGAGGUAUUUAAAGUUAUCAUAUAAUUCUGUUACUAUCGAGGAGUCCUUUUUAGGUUUUUUGAAUGUUGAUGAUACCUCCGGAAAAGGAUUAUUUGACAUUACACUUGAGGAGUUAAAGUCUCUUGUUCUUCAAAUUGGUGAUAUGCGUGGUCAAGGCUAUGAUAAUGGGGCAAACAUGAAAGGAAACACCAAGGAGUGCAAAAGAGAUUUUUAG
Messenger RNA from Lactuca sativa (garden lettuce), 1275 nucleotides. Lineage: Eukaryota; Viridiplantae; Streptophyta; Magnoliopsida; Asterales; Asteraceae. The record is from RefSeq and is a predicted model, not a curated record.